This is a messenger RNA of Apodemus sylvaticus (European woodmouse), 576 nucleotides long. Its product is annotated as zinc finger protein 431-like. The transcript is spliced from 3 exons. The record is from RefSeq and is a predicted model, not a curated record. NCBI's taxonomy places the organism in Eukaryota, Metazoa, Chordata, Mammalia, Rodentia, Muridae. The coding region runs from base 1 to 576 and encodes 191 amino acids. Gene Ontology annotation, molecular function: RNA polymerase II cis-regulatory region sequence-specific DNA binding; DNA-binding transcription factor activity, RNA polymerase II-specific. Gene Ontology annotation, biological process: regulation of transcription by RNA polymerase II.
AUGUCUUUGGAUAAUUACUUUGUGUUCGUGUUCAAGAAAGAAUACAUGCUAGAGAAAAUACUUAUGAAUGGAUUUAGUAUAAUGAAGCCUUGCCAAACGUCUAUAAUCAUCAUCAUUAUGAAACUAUUCCUACUGGAGAGAAAUUUUGUGAAUGUUAGCAGUGUGGUAACACAUACUGGAGAGAAACAUUAUGAAUGUAAUCAAUGUGGUAAAGUCUUUGCAUAUCACAGUCAUCUCCAAAUACAUAAAAGAACACACACAGGAGAGAAACCUUAUGAAUGUAAUCAAUGUGGAAAAGCCUUUGCACAGCACAGUAAUCUCCAAAUUCAUGAAAGAACACAUACUGGAGAGAAACCUUAUGAAUGCAAUCAAUGUGGUAAAGCCUUUGCACAGCGCAGUCAUCUCCAAAUUCAUAAAAGAACACAUACUGGAGAGAAACCUUAUGAAUGUAAUCAAUGUAUCCUCAGUUCUUCUACAGAGCUGCAGCCCAGCGACUUCUUCACCACAGAGGGCGCUGAGGCACUGCGCUCAGGUGGUGAUUAUCUCAGUGCUCACACCUUGGAUUCCCUUCUCUAG